AUGAUUAUAUAUGAUGGUCAGAAGACUGAUGUUUUUCCGUUGGUUAUUCAUUUGGUGAGUUCUACGCCUUACGAAUCUGAUAAAGUUGUGCCUUACAAGUAUAAUGCUACUAUGGUGGAAGACGACAAAAUGGUUCUUAUUCCUUCUUUUUCGUCUAUUGUGAACAUUGCUGAUAGGACUAAAGAUGUUGUGAUAGAGAAAUCAAAUCAAGAGAAAACUAUUGUCACGCGGACCAUCAAAUCCAGUAGUGUGAAUCAGAAUGUUGAUCAAGAUGAAGUGCUGAAAUUGAUUAAGAUAAGUGAUUUUAAUAUGGUGGACCAGUUGUUGCACACCCCAUCUAAGAUAUCCGUUCUAUCUUUGCUAAUGAGUUCAGAAGAUCAUCAAGAGGCGUUGCAGAAGGUCCUAGAGCAAGCUUAUGUGGACCACAGCAUAAUAAUUGAUCACUUUGAUGGCAUUGUGGACAAUAUUACCUCAUGUAACAAUUUGAGCUUUAAUGAUGAAGAGCUGCUAGAGCAAGGGAGGAACCAUAAUUUAGCCUUGUAUAUCUCUAUGAACUCUCAAGAAUAUACCAUGUCCAAUGUGCUGGUGGAUACUGGUUCUUUUUUUAAUGUUCUUCCAAAGUCCACUAUGUCCAAGCUUUCUUAUCAAGGUGCUCCGAUGAGAUUCAGUGCAGUUGUUGUGAAAGCCUUCGAUGGCUCAAGGAAGACUAUCACUUUUAAAUUGAUAGAUAUUCAUCCCGCUUAUAGUUGUCUCUUAGGACUUCCGUGGAUUCAUGAGGAUGGGGCAGUUACAUCAACUCUACACCAGAAGUUGAAGUUUGUGAAGAAUGGAAAGUUAGUGAUUAUGGGUGGCGAGAAGGCCCUGUUUAAGAAUGAGGAAUCUGUGUCAUCCUUGAAGGAUGCCCAACAUGUGUUUAAGAAUGGUCAAUCUGCUAAGUGGGGACAAAUUGUUGAGCUUGCAAAAAACAAUAAUAGAGCUGGUUUGGGUUUUUCACAUGGUUCAACCCAAAGAAAUUUGAAACGAAUUCAAGAGGUGUUUCAAAGUGUUGGCUUUAUUCAUUCCAAAGAUCAGUAUACUACCGCAAUUUUAGAAGACGAUGAAGAGAAAGGAGUGUCAAACUUUGUGACACGUGGAUCGAUGUGCAAGAACUGGAUUGGUGUUGAUGUUCCUUUUGUUAUUCACUUAUCAAAAUUACCAUUGAAGCCAGAAUGUUCGCCGGUAAAACAAAAGUUGAGAAAACUUCACCCUAAUAUGGCUGUUAAGAUUAAAGAGGAGGUGCAAAAGCAUAUUGAUGCUGGAUUCCUUGUUACCGUCGAGUAUCCUCAAUGGGUGGCUAACAUUGUACCCGUUCCAAAGAAAGAUGAUAAAGUUUAG
Molecule: messenger RNA, 1374 nt
Organism: Lathyrus oleraceus (garden pea)
Lineage: Eukaryota; Viridiplantae; Streptophyta; Magnoliopsida; Fabales; Fabaceae
Exons: 5
Coding region: 1-1374 (457 amino acids)
Source: RefSeq, a predicted model, not a curated record